This is a messenger RNA of Sapajus apella (tufted capuchin), 772 nucleotides long. RefSeq names its product immunoglobulin lambda-1 light chain-like. The record is from RefSeq and is a predicted model, not a curated record. Lineage: Eukaryota; Metazoa; Chordata; Mammalia; Primates; Cebidae. The transcript has a single exon. The annotation marks the transcript as partial. Gene Ontology annotation, biological process: immune response; immunoglobulin production.
UGGGCCCAGUCUGUGCUGACUCAGCCACCCUCAGUGUCUGGGACCCCUGGGCAGAGGGUCACCAUCUCCUGUUCUGGAAGCAGCUCCAACAUCGGAAGUACUUAUGCAAGCUGGUACCAGCAGUUCCCAGGAACGCCCCCCAAACUUCUCAUCUAUGAUAAUAAUAAGCGACCCUCAGGGGUUUCAGACCGAUUCUCUGGCUCCAAGUCAGGCAACUCAGCCUCGCUGACCAUCACUGGACUCCAGGCUGCGGAUGAGGCUGAUUAUUAUUGCGAGUCAUAUGACAUCAACCUGAAUGCUCCCACAGUGCUCCAGGUCCAGGGGGAAGUGAGACAAGAACCCCCUUUCUCCUCUGCCAGGAGGGUGAGCGCUCAACAGCUGCUGCUCAGUCAUAGCCUGUGUCUUCUGCUGCUGCUGCUUCCCCCAAGGUCCAGGGCAUUCAGGGCCCUGCAGGGAGGAGAAGUUUCUCUUUUCUUGGGUUCUGAGAAUCAGACACAGCACCUCCUUCCUAGGAACAGGGCCUCCAGGAAACAAAACAUUCUGUUCCCUGUACCUUGGGACACGGUGUCUGCACUGAAGUCCCAGGAUGAGGCUGCUGUUCCAGCUGUGUCACCUCAGACCCACCUCUUAUGUGGAACCUGUGUCUCCAUCAUGCUCAUCUCCUGAUUUCCAGAAGUCCCCAGACUGGUGGCUUUCUCUCCCUUCUCCUCAGGGUGAAUCCCUUUGCUUCUUUCCUCCCCUGCCUAUUCUUUUUAAAAAUUCUUUCCAAGAA